Molecule: messenger RNA, 1014 nt
Organism: Paramuricea clavata
Lineage: Eukaryota; Metazoa; Cnidaria; Anthozoa; Malacalcyonacea; Plexauridae
Source: the annotation of a GenBank genome assembly
AUGUUGAUGAUUGCUGAUGCUGAACAAGAUUUACACUUACUAUGUUCAGAAUCUCAAUUUAAGGCUUCAGGCUUUUCUGCUGUUCAGAAAUUAUCAACUCAAAUACAAACCAGUUACACCACUCCUAUUGACACAAGCCAGGUUGGUAGCGUGAAAAUGCCUCGUACUCUCGUGGACGAGAUGGCUAGAUCUCUUCUGCCAGAAAACAAAACGUAUUCUGCAAUUCAGCCAAUCAAAACGACCGGUGAUGGGAACUGCCUAUUCAACGCAGCAAGUAAAAGUAUUUGUGGAAAUGAAAGAAUGGCGUCAGAAUUAAGAUUGCGAACAUCUUUUGAGUUGAUUAACAACCAAGAAUUCUACUCUAAUCAUCCUGCUGUAAUUGAACUGAAAAUCGUGACCCAAUCUGGAAAACUAUGGCCUAAAGCAUCUAUAUAUGAUGUUGCUAUUUUUAAUAAUAUUAUCAAGAAAGGUGUGACAGCACGUCGAUUCGAAGAAGCCUUGCAAACAGAAACGCUCGUAACUCUUAAGAAAUGUGCUUUUUCAGGCAUCUUACAGAUAAUGGGAUUAGCGUCAGCAAUAAACUGUACAAUUAAAAUGAUCUACCCAGACAAGCGUCAUACACUACAUGAUCUGCUUAAUGGUACGUUCAAACCGCGCCUUUGUCAAAGUUGGAAUCCAGUUAUAACCAUUAUGUGGACAAAUGUGGGAGGAUGGCUUGACAGAACACGCAGUUUCCAUCCGAAUCAAUUUGUUCCUCUGCUUCCUCUUACCGGCAACUGCAAUGUAUGGACGACAGUUUCGAGCAAAAACAAGCGUAAGCGUUCUUCGCCAAGUCACACAUGCGAUGAGAAAACUGAUUAUCCCAGCGCAACAUGUUCAAGAACGAAGAAACCGGGACUUCGCCAUCUUGGUGACUUCUUUCCAUCCACGCUUCGGACUUUAACCUCCUUUCAAGACAGAAACCUUCAAAGGCAGAUCAUCCAGUACAAGGAUUUGCAGAACAGUCUGACCUAA